GGGCGCAGGUGAGGGACCCUCCGGCAGCCCUGGCAGGACCCCGGGGUCUGGCACUGCCCCGCUCCGCCCCAGAGCCCUUCAGGGGUGACGCCUGGAUUUGUCCCCAUCCCUGGGUGCAUCCUGGUGAGAACCAGCUUGGGAGAGGGAGAAGACCCCAGAUUUAGGGGCACGGCGAGGGCAGCGAGCGCAAAAAUGGAGUCCUUCUCCUUCAGUGGGGAUUUCUCCAACAUCUUCUCCCUCUACAACUACACCUAUGACUACAGCACUGCCAUGCCCGACACCGCUAUAUCCUCUGCCCCGUGCCGGCCCGAUGGCUCUGUCCUCAACAAGUACCUGGUGGUGGUGAUCUACUGCAUUGUCUUCAUCCUCAGUGUGGUGGGGAAUGGGCUGGUGGUGCUGGUGGUGACCUCCAGCCACACCAACCGCUCCGUCACCGAUGUCUACCUGCUCAACCUGGCUGUGGCAGACCUGCUCUUCGCCCUCAGUCUGCCGCUCUGGGCUGCCUACCGAGCCCAUGAGUGGGUCUUCGGCACCGUGAUGUGCAAAGCUAUCUCCGUGCUGCAGGAGACCAACUUCUACAGUGGCAUCCUGCUGCUGGCCUGCAUCAGCGUGGACCGCUACCUGGCCAUCGUCUAUGCCACCCGGGCCGCCACUGAGAAGAGACACUGGGUAAAGUUUGUCUGCUUGGGCAUCUGGGUCUUCUCCGUGCUGCUCUCCCUGCCCGUGUUGCUCUUCCGUGAGGCUUUUGUCUCGCCCAACAAUGGCACCGUGUGCUACGAGCGCAUCGGCGAGGAGGACACAGCCAAGUGGCGGGUGGUGCUGCGGAUCCUGCCACAGACCUUUGGCUUCGCCCUGCCCCUCUUGGUGAUGCUCUUCUGCUACGGUGUCACCAUCCACACUCUUCUGCAGACCAAGAACUCCCAGAAGCAGCGGGCCAUGAAGGUCAUCUUGGCCGUGGUGCUGGUCUUCCUCAUCUGCUGGCUGCCCUACAACAUCACAUUGGUGAGCGACAGCCUGAUGAGGGUGCGGGCCAUUGCUGAGACCUGCGAAAGGAGGAACCACAUCGACAGGGCCCUCUCCAUCACGCAGGUCCUGGGCUUCUCCCACAGCUGCAUCAACCCUAUCAUCUAUGCCUUCAUUGGGCAGAAGUUUCGCAACAGCUUCCUCAAGAUCCUGGCACAUCGUGGGCUCAUCAGCAAGGAUGCUGUGGCACGCUAUGGCCGUGCCUCCUAUGCAUCCACCUCUGGCAACACCUCCACCACCCUCUGAGCCCUGCUGGGACCCAGCCCUCUCAGCUCCCAGCAGGUUCUGGCACCCCACACACCCCAGCACCCUUGCCCAGCCCCCUGGCAUGUGGGCAGUGAUGCCACAGGGAUGGACAGGGCUGCCACUGGGUGCUGGACCCUGGCUGGAAGGAGGCUUGGGUGGUGAGGGGGUUAGGACCCCAUUGCCACGGAGCGAUACCAAGUGCUGCCCACCCUCCUGGUUCUGUGGGGUAGAGCCUGUGACUUUGGGGACCUCACGACCCCUCUGUGGGGACGGUGUUGGUGGCUGAUGGCCAUGGGGCAAUAAAGAAAUUGGUGGGUUGGUCACUGUCAUGGUUUAACCCCAGAGGGCAACUAGGACCAUGCAGCCAUUCACUCACUCACUCUUCCCCCCAGUAGGGUAGGGAGAAGAGGGAGAAAAAGCUAAAAAAAAAAACCAAACUCAUAGGUUGAGAUAAAGACAGUUUAGUAGAACAGAAGCAGAAGAGAAAAUAAUAAUAAUGGUAAAAGAAUAUACAAAAUAAGUGAUGGAAUGCAAUUGCUCAUGCCCUGAUGAUCAAUUGCCCAAUCCAUCCUGAGCAGCAAUUGCUGAUUCCUGCCCCCGGGCCAGUCCUCAUUUAUAUACUGAGCGUGACAUCUAUGGUAUGGAAUAUUCCCUUGGCCAGCUUGUCCUGUCUAUGCUCCCUCUCAGCUUCUACAAGAAGUUGAAAAAGUCCUUGACUUAAUAUAAGCAUUACUUAGCAAUGACUAAAA
This is a messenger RNA of Calidris pugnax (ruff), 2018 nucleotides long. RefSeq names its product C-X-C chemokine receptor type 2-like. The record is from RefSeq and is a predicted model, not a curated record. Gene Ontology annotation, molecular function: C-X-C chemokine receptor activity. Gene Ontology annotation, biological process: immune response; G protein-coupled receptor signaling pathway; neutrophil chemotaxis. The coding region runs from base 193 to 1269 and encodes 358 amino acids. Gene Ontology annotation, cellular component: membrane. Lineage: Eukaryota; Metazoa; Chordata; Aves; Charadriiformes; Scolopacidae. The transcript is spliced from 2 exons.